Molecule: messenger RNA, 2397 nt
Organism: Thelazia callipaeda (thelaziosis nematode)
Lineage: Eukaryota; Metazoa; Nematoda; Chromadorea; Rhabditida; Thelaziidae
Source: the annotation of a GenBank genome assembly
AUGUCAGUGUAUCAUAAUUUGUUGUUUCAGGCAAAACUUGAACGGGUAUUAGGUUGUACAGCAGUUUCACGGUCGUCAGUAGCCGUAGAUGAUAAUAAAGGCACUGUAGCAUAUCCAGCUGGGGCUACUGUUAUUCUUUAUAAUCCACGGACUAAUGCUCAAACUCACUUGGUUGGUACGACGAAAAACAGUAUUACAUGUUUGUCGUUUUCUUCAUGUGGACGAUAUAUAGCCACCGGAGAGAGUGGGCAUGAGCCUCGAUUACGAAUCUGGGAACUAUAUGAUGCAAAAGGACAGUUUGGUUUCAUUCAGGUUGCUGAUAUAAAGCAUCAUCAGUUAGGGAUCAGCUGUGUGCGUUUCACAAUCCACGGAUAUUUGGUAUCUGUAGGAAAUCAACACGAUCGUUCUAUCGUAGUUUGGAAUUGGCGAACACAGCAAAAAAUAGCUGAAAAUCGUUUAACUUCAAAAGUUCAUUCAAUCGAUGUAACAGCACAAGGCGGGUGCGUGACAGUUGGUAUCAGACAUGUCAAGUUUUGGCACAUUGCUAAAAAACAGGAGAGUUCUAAAAGUGUGCCUUUACAGGGUCGUUCAGCAAUUUUGGCUGAUCAAAGAAAUAAUACUUUCUUGGAUGUUUGUUGCGCUUCCGACAAUCGAACAUUUUCAAUCACUGAAACCAGCUUGUUGGUUGAAUUUCAUGAUAAGAAGUUGGUAAACACAUAUGAUUUGCAUGGAGAAAUUCCGCGCUCAAUCGUGCUUGGAAAUGAUGAGUUGUUUAUUGGUUUCAAUAACGGUUUUAUAAGAUGUUUGAAUAUCGCAACGAUGAAGCAUAAAUUUACGUUUUGUAAACCUCACCAUUUAUCAUUUGAUGUUGCGAAAGGUAUAGGACAAGAUUCACUCUCAUCUCAUUCCCAUCCAGAUGGAUGCAGAUAUCCUGAUGUACGUGCAUUAACAUAUAACAAGAAAAAUGGUACGCUUACGGUGGUUUACAGCGAUCGAUCUAUUUAUACUUGGAAGCGAACUGAUCAAAGUUUUCUCAAAAUUUCUUCACAGCUUUUCCAUGUUGGACCAGUAAUUUCAUUAGAGGUUUAUCCACCAAAUUCCAAUUGGUUGCCUCAAGGAUCCUUUAUCACUGGUGGUGUUGACGAGACGAUUCGCAUUUGGAAUGUCGAUCGACGAUUAACAUCUAUGAAUAAGAAUGAAUGUAAUUCUUUGCCAUAUUACAAUGUCUUUUCGGAGGAUCUGAAAAAAAUUAUUUUCCUCAGCAACAAUGAUUCUCAACUUAAUGAGUCACCAGACGAAGUUUUGGGUGCUUCUUUAUCUGAUGCCGGGAGUGGUGUUAAAUCACUUAAAGUAAGUCCUGAUGGAAGGCACUUAGCAGCAGGUGGCCGAGAUGGAAAUUUAUCAGUUUAUGACUUGACUGUACCCGACAUAAUAAUGAUCGCGUUUUUCGAAGCUCAUGAAAGUGACAUUAUGUGUAUGGAAUAUUCAGAUCCACAGAGUGUUCGCUACUUGCUAGCUACCGGAAGUCGAGACCGCAUGGUUCAUUUGUUUGAUCCUAUCAACAGCUACAAACCUCUCGCUAGUAUUGACGAUCACAGCAGUACCGUCAAUUCUAUACUUUUUAUUCAGCAAAUAAAUAAUUUGCAUCUAAUAAGUUCCGCUGCUGAUCGUUCAAUCGUAAUCAGAAAGUUGGUCGAUUCAAAGCCCUCUUCAAUAACUUUCUCACGUGUGACUCACAUAAAAUCUCAUUUUGGCUUGAAUUGUGUAGUGCCAAACACCGAAGGUAUGGUAGCUGCUUGUCAGGAUCGUCAACUUCGGACAUAUUCGUUUCAAGGAAAACUUGUGAAGCAAAUCAAGGGUUCUUCAAGUGAUGAUGGACAGCUCACCAGGGUGGCGCUAGAUCCAUCAGGUAUUUAUGCUGCGACAGUCUGUACAAAUAAGAACGUUUAUAUUGUUGAUUUGAACACUGGGGAGUCUGCUGCAGUACUUACUGGUCAGUCGGACAAUAUCAUGGAUAUAGCAUUUUCCACUGACUGCAGACAUUUGUAUGUUGUCUCCUACAGCGGUUGCAUUUUUGUGUGGAGAUUAUCCAAUUUUCUGGUCAAUAAAAUGUUGGCAGCUUUGUCGAAGAAUCAAGGUGUCAGAAUUGAUUCAAUGACAACUGAUAAAGUUGAUGAAAGGUCAGAGACACCUGAUAGUUUGCUGGGAAGCGGUAGUGACGCUGUUAGUGAUGAACAUAUGGAAUACUUUCAAAAUGCGAAGAGGAAGAAUUCAGAAUCCGAAUUCGGUUCAUUAAAUAGCUUGAAAAUUUAUGAUGAAAAUUCGGACAGCUGUAUUGAGCAGAAAUCAAUUGCUGUGAUUGUGGAGGCUCCAUGCACUGGAACGAUAAUUGAGUAG